AUGCCUGAUCAGAUGGAGAAUGAUGACCUGAAUCAAGAAGUAUCCACAAAAGUUCAACCUCCAGAGGACUUCCUUGAGUUCCCGGCCUCCUAUCAGGAGCUCUUUGAGUUCUUCUGCAGUCACAGCACCGUUCAUGGCGUGAUCCGCUUGGUCCAUCCUGCUGGGAACAAGAUGAAGACGACUUUCUGGACUGUGCUCUUCUUGCUGACAGUCGCCCUUCUGUACUGGCAGUUUGGGGAGACCUUUGAACACUACUAUAGCUAUCCUGUAAACUUGAAGAUCAGUCUCCAUUCAGACAGACUGAUGUUCCCAGCUGUCACGUUGUGCACUCUAAGGCCCCAAAGGUACAGCGCUAUCCGGGAGGAGCUUGAUGAACUGGACCGUCUCACCCAUCAGGUGUUGGUAGACCUGUACGGCUUCAAGAAGCCCCAGGAGCCAAACUUGCCAGACUCCCGAUCUCCUCACCUCCUCCACUUGGUUCGAGAUAUUCAGCGCCACCCAUUGCAACAUUUAGAGCCCGAGGAUCCAACUGGCCUUGGGAGGAGUGGCCAUGAAGGGCGAGUGGGUUUCAUUCUGUGUAAUAGAACCAAUGGAGACUGCUUCUACCAAACCUUCUCUUCCGGCAUUGAUGCUGUCCAGGAGUGGUACAGCUUCCAUUACAUCAAUCUCCUGGCACGGUUGCCCAGGGAGCAAAUCUUGAAUGAAGACGACGCUGCAAACUUUAUCUUUUCCUGCCGUUUCAACAAGGAACCCUGUGACAAGGACAAUUUCACCCAUUUCCACCAUCCCUCUUAUGGGAAUUGCUACACACUCAAUGACAAGACCGGAUGGACAUCUUCUGUGCCAGGUAUCCAGCAUGGCCUUUCUCUCUUGCUGCACAUCAAGCAAAAUAACUUGAUACCACUGCUCUCGACAAGAGUUGGUGCUCGGGUGAUGGUACAUGACCAGAACGAACCUGCCUUCAUGGGGGAAGGAGGCUUCGAUGUGCGUCCUAACAUGCAAACGUCCAUCACCAUGGAAAAGAAGGUACUGGAACACCUCGGGGGUAACUACGGCAGCUGCACAUGGAACGGGAGUGAUGUGCCUGUGAGAAACUUGUACCCAUUCAAAUACACUAAACAGGGGUGUGUGCACUCUUGCUUCCAGACCACCAUGGUGGAACGUUGCGGCUGUGCCCAUUACUUCUAUCCUCUUCCCUCUGGAGCGGAGUACUGUGACUAUGCUAAGCACGUGGCUUGGGGUCACUGUUACUACAGACUGCAGGCCGAGUUCAAAUCAAACAAGCUGGAGUGUUUCAACAAAUGCCCCAAACCUUGUAGGGUGACUCAAUAUUUGCUGUCGGCAGCUUACUCCCAGUGGAUGUCCACUUUAUCCAAGGAGUGGGUAUCUUAUGUCCUGGCCCAGACAAAGGAAUACAAUGCAACUCAAAGGAACAGUAUCUCCAAAGUGCACAUCUUCUUUGACGAAUGGAGGUAUAAAUCUACCCAAGAGUCUCCUGCCUUUACGAUAAAUAUGCUUCUUUCCCAACUGGGAGCGCACUGGGGUCUCUGGUUUGGCUCGUCUAUCAUUUCCCUAAUGGAGGUGCUUGAGUUGAUGGUGGACAUGGUUGUGGUCACUUGCAUUGUGUCCUUUGGUUUCCUCCGCUGGAUAUCGACCCCCAAUGUCUCCGGUGCUGGCACCUCCAGUUCUACCACUCCUGGUGAUGCUACCAUCCAGCCUGAACCCUAUGAUGGUGGCAAGGCAGACUGCACAACAGAGGCCUCUUCUCAAGACAACCCAGAUGUUGCUGCUGUCUCAGAACUCAAGAAUGAUGUUGAGGCUGCAUUCCAACUUGAGCUCUGCAGCCACGAUGGGGUCACCAUUCCCUCUGGAUCAUCUGAUCCCCGUUCCUGUAGCUGUGAUUCCUACCAGCCCCAACCUGGCAGCUAUGGGCAUGCUGUAUCUCAGCCCAGAAACACUCCUGUAUUCCACUCGAGUCUCCCAAUUCAAUCCAUUGUGAAGGAGUUAAUGGACAUUGGACCUACGGGCAGAGACAGGGAUCUCGAGCUCGGGCUGUAA
Messenger RNA from Eublepharis macularius, 2058 nucleotides. RefSeq names its product amiloride-sensitive sodium channel subunit alpha-like. The coding region runs from base 1 to 2058 and encodes 685 amino acids. NCBI's taxonomy places the organism in Eukaryota, Metazoa, Chordata, Lepidosauria, Squamata, Eublepharidae. Gene Ontology annotation, biological process: sodium ion transmembrane transport. Gene Ontology annotation, molecular function: ligand-gated sodium channel activity. The transcript has 12 exons. Gene Ontology annotation, cellular component: membrane. The record is from RefSeq and is a predicted model, not a curated record.